AUGCGCCCUCGGCUUCCGCCCUCGCUACCGCUGCAGUCCAGCCAUCAUCAUUCAUUUAAUACUGGCGGCAGAGAUGCAACGGACAGCAAGAUAUCCAAUGGGCCCAGUAAUAAUAAUCCCCGAAGCUUCUUUCUCAACCUCCCUCUAGCCAAGCCGGGCCACGUGCGCCCUGCUGCGACUACUACUUCAUCCUCUGCUGCUGCUCCUCCCACUUCUCUCUCUUCCGCUUUUUCUCGUCAUCCUUUGCGCGUCACGACCACCUCCAAAGAAGACUCCACCCGCGUACAAUUACAGGAAGAGCGUCUGCGCGAGGAGUUACAUCUGCGCCGCCUAAAAGAAGACCCUCACGCCGCGCUGGUCGUCACGCAGAGAAUUCCCGGCUUCAAAACGAGUGCAGCCUUCUUCGCUUCCCUCCGCACCAACCUCCGCCUCAACGCUUCUCCCCCACCCAGUCCGUGGUCCACUCCCCCUUCUAUGCGAGCAUCCACCGGCUCGCUCCCCCCUCCAUCACCCCUCCAUUUCACCACAGACACAACCGCAACAAUGGACACCCAACCCCCCGACACCGCCCCGACUCCGGGUUCCAACCACCCAGACGAAGACCCGCUCGCCGGGGUCCCCGAAUUAUCCACCUACACCACUACAUCAGAAGAAGAGAGGAUCGCAGCGCUGAAGCUCGUGGCCGACAGCGUGGCCCAGCAGCGACAAGCCGCCAAUUCUGCCCUCAUCUGGCACCCCAUCAACCUCGCCGUGGUCGUGGCUACCCUCGCCCUUAUCGCGCGAAUGUGUCACGAGGAAGGCCGCGGCCUGGGCAUGGCCGCCACCUCCUGCACAGGCCUCGUCAUGGUCUACCUCGUGCUCUGCCGCUGGCUUACACAGCCUUACCUCGAGGCAGCGGAAGCGAUCAAUAUGGAAUGGCUGGGUGAGAACGCAGAUGUGAUUGUGAGUAAAUUCGGGGAGGAGAUUAUCGGCACCGUCGUCGUGGAUUGGGUCGCGCCAGAGUCGGCGACGAAUGCCACCUCCAGGCAAAAGGGGCGCAAGAAGGCUUGGAAAGGCGAGAUCAAGGGGUGGACAGUGCGCUUAAAGUAUCGAGGAAAGGGCGUAGGGACGGGGCUGCUGGAAGCGGCCGUUGCGGAGGCGAGGAAGAGGGGAGCGGAAGUGGUGGAGUUUGCUGACGCGCAUGCCAAUGCUCUGCGCAUGCUCCCAGGCAUAUACAACCGAAAAUUCGACAAGGGCGACAAGCGCGGGCGGGAGAUUUUGCAGGAUUUGCUGCAGACGAGUCCGGCGCGGAGUAAGAAGAAGAACUAG
This is a messenger RNA of Neohortaea acidophila, 1308 nucleotides long. RefSeq lists its product as uncharacterized. Bases 1 to 1308 code for a protein of 435 amino acids. The record is from RefSeq and is a predicted model, not a curated record. The transcript has 3 exons. NCBI's taxonomy places the organism in Eukaryota, Fungi, Ascomycota, Dothideomycetes, Mycosphaerellales, Teratosphaeriaceae. Gene Ontology annotation, molecular function: acyltransferase activity, transferring groups other than amino-acyl groups.